AUGGGGAAUUCUCAGGGCAAGCCUGUGGUCUUGACCGAUGAAGUCAACCUCAACCAUUUCCGUCUGCUGAGGGUAGUGGGCAAAGGCGCCUUCGGCAAGGUUCGCAUUGUAGAACGCAAAGAUUCGGGCUUGACGUUUGCCCUUAAAUACAUCCGCAAGGAUGAAGUGGUUCGCUCCGAAAGCGUUCGCAAUAUCAUCAGAGAACGGCGCAUGCUGGAGCAUCUGAACCACCCCUUCUUGUGCAAUCUGCGCUACAGCUUUCAAGAUGUCGAGUACUUGUAUCUUGUGGUCGACCUGAUGAACGGUGGCGAUCUUCGCUUCCACAUCCAACGAAAGUCCUUCACCGAGGACACGAUUCGCUUCUGGAUGGCCGAGCUAGCUUGUGCCCUCCGCUAUAUCCAUAGUCAAGGCAUCGUGCAUCGCGACCUCAAACCGGACAAUGUGCUGCUAGACUCGGAGGGUCACGUCCAUCUGGCAGAUUUCAACGUUGCCUCCGACUUCAAGCCUGGCAAGCCUCUGACGAGCAAGUCAGGGACCUUGGCUUAUCUCGCGCCUGAGGUGUUCCGAGGCGUAGGGUAUUACAGUGAAGUGGAUUGGUGGUCAUUGGGUGUAACCAUGUACGAAUGUGUUUAUGGGAAGCGGCCCUUUGAGGGACGCACCCACGAAGAAUUGGUCGACUCCAUCUUGGCCGCCAACCCGCGCUACUUUGUGACGAAGCCCCCGGUGUCGAUGCCAUGCCUUCAUGCGAUGACAGCUUUGAUCGAGAAAGACCGACGAAAACGAAUCGGCGCCACUGGAUUCGACACCUUCACCUCACAUCCCUUUUUCAGUUCCAUCAACUUUGAGGCGCUGGAGAGAAAACAAAUCCCCCCCGUGUUUAUUCCUUCCAGUGAGAAGACGAACUUUGAUGCCACCUACGACCUGGAGGAAUUGUUGUUGGAAGAGGCGCCAUUGGAGGCUCGAGCGAGGAAACAGAAGCCGCGGGCAGAGUUGCGCACCGAUGCAACGAGCAAGGAAAUUCGGGAGGAUGAGCUUCACCGCAUGAUCGAGACCAUGUUUGAGCCUUUCGACUAUACCCUGGCCAGUUAUGAUGUGAGCGCUGCCGCAGCAGUUGCUGGGGUCGUGCCGGAAGAGCACGUUGAACUGGACAUGGCGCAACCAGACCCCCAUUCGGUUCCUACGUCGCCGGACGGAUCACCUCCCAUCUCACCUACCGCGGUCACGACGCCUCCACGGACGGAUGAAAACUUUCCACCUUUGGAGGAAUUGAAAGCGGCGGCUGCUCAACCACCGCCCGCGGGACAACCCGGACAGCCUGGACCACCUGGACCACCUGGUCGACCUGCAUCUUCCUCGAAAUCAUUCAGCAGACCGAUUCCUCCUCAACGGCCGAUGCCGGCCCAACGGCAGACAAGCAAAGGGGGUGGAGUUCAGAUGGUGUUGGAUGAGUCGGGAAGUUGGACGAAUUUGGCAGAUCAGACCGCCCCUCACCAGCAAGAUGUCAUCGGCGAGGGCGGGAAACUCGAGAAGAGCGGCAGUAUGCUAGGAUUUCUGAGCAGAAAGAAAGGAAGAGAUCGAAGUCCGAAACCAAAAGAGGCGGGCGUAUUGGGCAAAGCUGGAGCAAGACAUAUCAUUAGCUGA
Molecule: messenger RNA, 1641 nt
Organism: Fonsecaea erecta
Lineage: Eukaryota; Fungi; Ascomycota; Eurotiomycetes; Chaetothyriales; Herpotrichiellaceae
Exons: 4
Coding region: 1-1641 (546 amino acids)
Biological process (GO): peptidyl-serine phosphorylation; intracellular signal transduction
Molecular function (GO): protein serine/threonine kinase activity; ATP binding
Source: RefSeq, a predicted model, not a curated record